UCCCCCUCCCCAGAUUUCAAACACCGCCUGACCGUCCAGGCCUCUCCCGGGGGCGACCCCCGCAGCCACGACCCCCAGGAUGGGCCGGGGGAGUCCCCGCCCUUCCCCCGCCUUCGCGCCAUCCAGCUGGAGCCCGAGGAGGAGGAGGAGCCACCGCGGGGUCGGGGGGGUCGGGGCAGCGCCCCCAAUGGAAGGCGGCGGCUGCGGCCGGACGAGACCACCUGGUACCUGGACACGGACGAGCUCAGCCCCGGAGACCCCUCCCCAAAUGGCGAGGCCGGACCCCCSGAGGCUGAAGAGGGUCGGGGGUCUCGGGGAGGGACCCCCCGGCUGCUGCGGCGGGCGCUGCUCAAAGGCUCGGCUUUGCUGGCGUCGCUGGGGUUGGGCCGGGAGCUGACGCCCCCCGAGACCCCCCGAAGCCCCCCGCCCUCCCCGGGCCUCCUGCGCCUCUCCCCGCGCCGGUGGGAGCGGGCUCUGGGCUCUCCGGAGCUCAGCUCACCCGGGACCCCCGAAAUGGGGCGUGCUUGGACCCCCGGGACCCCUGAGCCAAACCAAGCCCGGACCCCCGGGUCUCCACAUCCCAGCGGAGCCCGGACCCCCGGGACCCCCAGGACCCCUGAGCCGAGCCGAGCCCGACCCCCUGGAUCCCCCGGGACCCCCGGGACCCCCAGGACCCCCGGAUCCCCAGACCCGAGUGGAGCCCGGACCCCCGGGACCCCCAAAAUUCCCGGGACCCCCGAGCAGGGGCGAGCCCGGACCCCCAAAUCCCUGGAGCUCAAUUGGUCCUGGACCCCCGAGCAAGGGGGAGCCAGGACCCCCGGGACCCCCGGGACCCCCGAGCUGGGCCGUGCCCGGACCCCCGCGACCCCCGGGACCCCCGGGACCCCUGAGCCACGUCGUGCCCGGACCCCCGGGACCCCCGGGACCCCCGAGCUGGGGCUGCAGCCGUCACCCCGGGGUCCCCGGAGACCCCGAGAAUUGAGCCCAGCAGGGACCCCCGAGUGGG
This is a messenger RNA of Malurus melanocephalus (red-backed fairy wren), 1006 nucleotides long. Its product is annotated as nascent polypeptide-associated complex subunit alpha, muscle-specific form-like. The transcript has 4 exons. The annotation marks the transcript as partial. The record is from RefSeq and is a predicted model, not a curated record. Lineage: Eukaryota; Metazoa; Chordata; Aves; Passeriformes; Maluridae.